This is a messenger RNA of Branchiostoma floridae (Florida lancelet), 7502 nucleotides long. RefSeq lists its product as uncharacterized. The transcript is spliced from 2 exons. Gene Ontology annotation, biological process: proteolysis. Gene Ontology annotation, molecular function: aspartic-type endopeptidase activity. The coding region runs from base 956 to 2377 and encodes 473 amino acids. The record is from RefSeq and is a predicted model, not a curated record. NCBI's taxonomy places the organism in Eukaryota, Metazoa, Chordata, Leptocardii, Amphioxiformes, Branchiostomatidae.
GUUUCGUCCCCAGGACAAAGUCAAAUCUACAGGAUGGCACCCCCUGUCGUAGUAGACCCACCAAAUGAUGGAAACCCAGAGGACCCUCCAAACCCAGAGGACCCUGCAAACCCUGUCGUGGUAGACCCACCAAAUGGUGGAAACCCAGAGGACCCUCCAAACCCAGAAAUCCCUCCAGUCCCUCCCGUAGCACAGCCACAGGCACCGCGCACAGUGCCCAAACUGAAGUGUAUUUUCUCGGGGGAAGGGUCUGUAGAAUGGGAGGAAUUUGAGGAGAAAAUAGAGAAUGAGAGGCAGUAUGGGUCUUGGGGAGACGCACUCACCAUGGCCGUGAUACGCAGUCACUUGACCGGGGGGGGGGGGCCCUGCAAACAUUGAGGGGGGGCUCCCGCUACAGAAAUCAACAAUCCGAAGAAGCUGCUCGACUACCUCAGGGGCAUAUAUGCCCGGCCGUCAGACCCAACACAUUACGAGGGGGAGCUUAAUAUGAUGCGUCGCAAACCGGGGAAACGCUGCAACAGUUUGAGAUACGGCUCAUACAUGUCGUCUCGCGUGUUCACCCGGGGACCCCUGUAGCUUUCAGAGAUCGGCUGGCGAAGCAAAUCUUUAUGGACAGGUUGGGUGACCCCCAGCUGGCAUUAGAGGUAAAGAAGGCCCGUCCGAACACUCUCCACGAUGCGCGUGUCGAAGCCCAGUUCCUAGAAGACAUUCAGGGAAACGCGCAUGGCCGUCAUGUUAGGCAAUACGGCACAUCUGAUGACAAACAGGAUACUAGUAGCUUGGUCGAUCUCGUGACAGCCACGCAAAAACAAUUGGUGGACAUGCAACGCGCACACCAGGAGCAGAUAACUGCUCUAUGUACUCAGUUCACCCAAGCCAUUAACGGCAUCGCAAAGUCAAGAGGCCAAGGCUCGCAGGCUGGGGACGCCCCCGUGAGAACACCCCAGACGCACCCAUGUUCCAUUUGUCAGCAACUUGGACACUGGGCAGGGAAGUGUCCUCUGAAUGCAAAAAAUGCCACGAAGGGCAAACCAAAACAACAGGGACGCGGGAAGCCUUCCCCACAGACUCACCCUUGUUCAGUAUGCAACGAACUUGGCCACUGGCGGGCAGAAUGCCCCUAUCAGGGAAACGGUUUCGGCAGUGCCUAAAGGGUCGGGGGCACCGCCGUACGGUUAAGUCUAAGGCCCAUGAGCAGACCAUUAGUAGCCCGAAGGUUAACACAUGGGGAUCGCUGGGUAGUUUUAUGAUGAGAACAACUGUCCGCGACACUGCAUGUGAGGUCUUGGUUGAUUCAGGUGCAGAUGUAUCUCUGAUCUCCAAGGCGAAACUUCGGGAGAUUUAUGGUGGUAAACUACCUGUUCUCUCUCAGUAUGGAGGGGAACCGAUAAGAGCAGUGUCAGGAACAGAGCUAGAUAUUGUCGGUGUAAUAACCCUCUCUUUAAGGAUUGGCGAACAUGACUUUCCGACCCAGUUUGUUGUUGGCGAAAGCACUAGCACCCCCUGUAUUGUUGGCACAGACUUUCUGACCCAUUAUGAGUGCGACUUAAGUUUCCAGACAAAGGAAUUAACAAUUAGGAAGGAGUCUAUCGAAGCGACUGUACCGCUUGUUAGGCAAGGUGGUCACUUUGUACGGAGGGUAGUGACAAGCCGCCCGAUAUUUGUGGAGGGUCUUACGUCGGUAUUGGCAGAGGGUAAGGUUGUUACCAGGAAGGGGGAGCUAGCUAAUGACGGUAUCGUAGAACCCGUAGGAUCCUUGGGGCGGUUCGGGUUGAAGGGGGAGUUAGUGGCGGACAACGUUAGUAACGGGAGGGCUCGUACGCUGUUAGUAAACGAAAACAACGAACCAGUGGUGAUCCCUAAGGGAGUAGUAAUUGGUCUCCUCCACCCCCUGCCGAAUUGUCCUGCCUCGACAGGCAAAAAGAGGGAGAAUGUCGGCCAUGUUGUGUCAAAUCUUUCAUGUAGCAAGACAGGGGCUCCCAUGCCUGCACCUGAGACAGAAGCGCGGGUGAGAACAGGUAUCCCUGUCAGGGAAGAGAUGAUGGCACUAUUUGACCUGUCCCAUAUUGAGGAUGAAGAUGACAAAGAGAAGUUGUUGGACCUGCUAGUCAAGUACGAGGAUAUUGUGUCACGCAGUGAAUUGGAUGUGGGCGUGACCCACAAGUUGUCCCACACGAUUAACACUGGUGACGCAUGUCCCCUCCGCCAGGGACCCCGGCGUGAAUCUCCGGAACGAAAGGAAAUAAUCAGGAAAGAGCUAGCCAAGCUUCUUUCCUUGGGGUUUAUUGAAGAAUCCGAGUCCCCGUGGGGCGCCCCAGUUGUUUUAGUGAAUAAGAAAGAUGGGACAAAAAGACUUUGUAUUGACUAUAGAGGGUGAAAUGAGGUCACGAAAAAGUCCUCCUGGCCUCUGCCCCGCAUAGACGACGUGCUAGAUGCCCUGUCAGAUUCAGAGCUAUUUAGUGUCAUUGAUCUUCGGUCCGGAUAUUGGCAGAUACCAAUGGAACAGUCAUCCAUUGAAAAGACAGCUUUUACCACGGGAUUUAGCGCGUUUCAGUUCAAAGUUCUCAGUUUCGGGUUAUGCAACGCCCCGUCCACAUUUGCCCGGCUGAUGGAAACGGUCUUAAGAGGGUUGCAACCAAAUACAUGCCUAGCCUACCUAGAUGACAACAUCGUGCAUUCAGGUAAUAACACGUCAGACCACCUGAGUAGGUUGGAAGCCGUUUUCCUUAGGUACCGGGAAGCCAAUUUGAAGGUGAACCCCAAAAAAUGUAUGUUCUUGGUGAAACAGGUGGAGUUUCUUGGUCAUAUCAUUUCGGGAGAAGGGAUCCGGACGGACCCGUCUAAAAUCUCGGCUGUCAGGGACUGGCCGGUUCCGCGCAAUGUCAAGGACAUACAGAAGUUUCUAGGGUUUGCUAACUAUUACCGUAAGUUUUGCAAAGGUUUCGCCGAGAAAGCUAGGCCUCUGACAAACUUAACUAAGAAGUGAGUAAAGUUCAGCUGGGACGACGAGUGCCAAAGAGCUUUCCAGACUCUAAAGGAAAUGUUAACCUCAUCUCCGGUGUUGUCUUACCCCGACUUUAGUAUCCCGUUCCUUGUAGACUCUGAUGCUUCUGAUACUGGCAUUGGCGGUGUGCUAAGCCAAGAACACGAGGGUCAAGAACGAGUUGCCCUGUAUUACAGUAGGACUUUGUCUAAAGAGGAACAGAACUACUGCACGCACCGCAAAGAAAUGCUAGCUGCAGUUGAGAUGAUAACUCGCCAUGAAUGUUAUCUCCUAGGAGACAAGUUCACACUCAGGACAGACCACUCGGCUCUCCAAUUCCUGCGCAAAAUGAAACAGCCGACAGGGCAGUAUGCCCGUUGGUUGGCCAAGUUAGCCGCAUUCGACUAUGAUAUAGUCCACAGAGCAGGGGUCAAACAUGGGAAUGCGGACGGGUUGAGCCGUCGCCCUUGUGGCUUGUGUCUUGAACAAAAGGGUGGAGUGCCCUCCAGUAGCACUUCUCAAGAUCAGAUCCCAAACUGGGAAAGUUCAGGCUACACUGUACUCUAUAACCCCCCCAGCUGAUGGUAAUUGCCAGUUUAGUGCUCUAGCUGACCAGCUGCGCAGGUUCGACAUUGUGCCCGACGCCACGGCACAAUCUCUGCGGGAUUUGGCCGUUUCCUACUUACGUCAACACCCAUGUUGGCCGGAAACGCCAGGUGACCCACUAUCAAACUUCCUGGUGACGAGUGAGUUCCACACCUGGGAAGAGUACUUGUCUGAGUUAGCUCGUAAUGGGAAGGUCUGGGGGGACCAUAUGACCCUGGAGGCCCUAUCGCGCGUGUUCGGGGUCGGCGUACGUGUAGUCAAGGUAACGAAUGCGGUGACGGCAGAACCGAUGGAGAUCUGGCCAGGGCACGAGUCUCCACGUGCUUGGGUCCUUCUGGGCCUUUUCGAUGACAAACAUUACGUAUCCCUAAGGGGCCCUGUCAUAAACACUCUGCGAUCGUCGCGGAGUCAGGAUUCCUGGUUGGCUGAUGUAGGGUCAGCGGACAUGAGUGCCGCCCAACUUAGUGACCCUACCAUAGGUUCCGUUCUCACGGAUAAAUUAGCAGGCGUCGAAAGACCAGAUAAGUCCUCAGUCAACAACGCCAGCCGCCACACCUUGGAGUUGUAUAAAAACUGGGAUCUGCUAGAAGUCGUGGAUAACGUUCUGUAUAGGGCUUGGCCCGGGGACGACGGUCAAAUAAGAAAACAUCUCGUAGUCCCCAGGGUGUUCAUUGCCAAGGUCCUAACUUCUGUUCACGAUAACCCAGCGGGCGGUCAUCACGGCAUCGACAAAACAAAAGAAAAACUGGUUAGGAAUUUCUAUUGGCCAGGACUGACCAAAGAUGUAGUUGUCCACGUCACGUGCUGUGACACGUGUGCUAGGACGAAGGCAGGGAGGCGGAAGCCUCGGGCACCACUACAACCCAGUGCAGUGGGCUAUCCCAAUAAACGAAUAGCGAUCGAUGUAGUGGGCCCCCUCCCUAAAACUUCAUUGGGGAAUAAGUAUGUCUUAGUCCUGUCCGACUAUUUCAGUAAAUGGGUCGAAGUCUUUCCCAUGCCUGACGAAACCGCGCCUACCGUGGCCCGAAAAAUCUUCGAGGGGUGGGUAUGCGUCCAUGGGCCCCCUGAACGUAUUCAUACGGACCAGGGUCGUAACUUUGAAUCGAAUCUCAUUGCCGAGCUGUGCAAGUGAAGAUAGGGAAAACAAGGACGACCCCCUAUCAUCCGCAGUCCGACGGCAUGGUAGAACGUUUUAAUAGAACUCUGGGCAACAUACUGAGGGCGUAUGUGAGCGAAGGCCAAAGGGACUGGGACACCCACCUGCCGAUGGUGAAAUUCGCCUUCAACACGAGUGAACAUUCCACUACCAAAUUCACUCCAUAUUUUGUCAUGCAUGGGCGUGAGGCCCGUCUGCCUGUGGAACUUAUGUUUGGCAUUCCGUCUGCCACAGCCACCCCUGUACAAGAGUAUGUGCGGGACAUGGUGGAACAGUUUCCUAGGAUAUUCAAACUGGUGUCAGACCACACCAAGAAGGCGACCAGAAGGCAGAAGGAACUGUUUGAUAAGAAGGUCUAUGGGCUCCCUUUCAAGAAGGCGACAAAGUCCUAGUAGCCAGGAAAGCAGUGGGCCAAGGUCUAAGUAGGAAGCUCAGUCGCCGGUUUGACGGUCCCUUCAUUGUUGUUAAAAGGGUCGGUGGCAACACAUACCGAAUCCGUAAACCUAGGUCUUCCUACAGUAAAAUUGUUCACUUUGAAAAUGUUGUGCCCUAUAAGGAGCAGGAGGAGGAUCCUGCUUAUGUUCCUCCUCUCCCACAAAGGGCUAGACGCUAUGUACUAACCCCGGGGACUCGAGCCAGACGGCAGGCAGUCCGCCGGCGCGGGGGUCGUGUACCCCCACCUCUUGUCGAUUCAGGAGACGGCAGUCAGUCAGACAGUGGGGACGACGUCGACCCCAUGGAGGCUACCGGCCAACUGACUGGUGCCAGGUCGGUGGGUGAUGGCAGGGACCCGCCGGACGCUGAGCAAGCUGGAGGUUCCCUCCAGCCAGACAACGUCAACAGAGAUGAUGUCGCCCAGCAGUCAGUUCCUACCAGGACAGACGACGAUGCAACAGGUGUCCUGGAUCCGGCAGACAACGCAGAGGCAUCCGACGAGGAAGCGCUCCAGCAACCUGAACAUCCCGUCCCAUCAGACGCAUCUGGCAGCGAGGACGAAGACAACGCCCCCGCUCAACGACAGUCAAGUCGCACCCGUCACCCACCAGACCGUUAUGGUUUCUAUGUGAACACUGUGAACUCUUGUCCUGUUACAAACGACAUGUCUGUACGUGACGUACACCCAGCGAAGGCGCUGAGUAUUGUAGACCAGUCUAAUAUUGUUAAGGUCGCACAAAGGUCAGGCAACAUAGAGAAGUGUCCCGAUAUGGCAAAACAGGUGACUUUGCCAUCUACUCAGGGUCGGCGGGGCAUAGGUAAGGAGAAAAAGGCAUCAGACACGUCCGUGAGGUCACCACUGGGCAGCAUUAUUCGUUCCUUCAGGAACUGGUUUAAGUAAGGAAAUGGCGGUUCGGGGUCACGACAUAAUUGUCACGUCUGUCUUGUAUGUCAUGUGUUCUUGGUUCAUGGGAGAACCGAUCAAACUGCAAUGUAUAGAGUGCGCGUUCGAGUAUCUGUAAGCCCUUCCAUAGAAAGCAAUGACGUGUGUUCAUUGUGCCGGCACGGUCAAUCGGCCGUGGCGGGGCGGAGUAAGGCCGAUCCUAGUAGCGACAAGCUAGCUAGGGAGAGGUAAAUGGGCUCGGAGCGCGGUGACGUUAGACCCCCCUCUCCUAGAGGUCUCCGCUCUAAAAGUUGGGCUGAGGCCGUGGAAUACGGUACUCAACAGGCUGUCGCCACUCAGGGGUUACUAUACUGUCAGUAUCCGCCAUUUCCCGGGGAGAAACAAGGUGAUAUAUAUACUUAUGGUGGGUAGCCAUGAAGAUUUGCUGAACCACACCUCACAACGUACGUGCUCUGUGCUGGAAACUCCGGCAUGUGUCACACUGCCCUCAGUUCUUCGUAGAGUCACAACCCAACUAUGGGACCUGUUUACACGAAAUCUGUGUGCCAUGGUGACACUUUACUCAAUGCCUGAGCCAGUUGUGUAUUGUAACUUGUUUAUGUUGUAUAGUUUCCUUUACGAUAAUGAGUCUGUAGUCUCAGUGUAUCGACAUGUGAUAAAGAACAAUCGAGUCUUAAUUAUGUCAAUCAGGUGUGAAUCCAUGAUGACUACCAGACAUGGUGCCCGAUUACACAUGUGCUAUUGACUAUAGUAUAGAAAGUAGAAGAAGAACUUUGUUGACUUUGAAAUACUUAUACUUAGGUGCCCAAGUGGACAUUUAAUCAUGUAUUUUGUGCUCUAUUGUUGAAGAUGUGACAAGGUGCGGGAGCACCUUUUCUUUUGUAGGAGGGGGGUAGAUGUAACAAUGGUAUAUUUGGCCGUUUUAGGAAUAUUGUUCAUUUGUUGAUACUGUCACUGUGUACAUGUAGGUGACAGUAGUAUAUGUAUAACAGUCGUAUUCUUCUUGUGUAACCUUUUCUAGUAGUUCCCACCGCAGGUGUAACUGUCCUGGGUUUACUUGACCUAGAAAUGUCUAUCCAGUGUUUUAACAAUUAUGCAUGCCAAGAGUUCAUGUCUUAGCUCCGUUACGGUAAUUACAAAGCCAUGGGAAAGGAGAGAUAUAGACGGCUGCUUAAACAGACUGGAGUCAGUCUGUUCGAGUUGGCCAGUCAGUGUAUUUGCGAGACCAAGAAGUGCAGUCAGUCUGUGGAAGGAAGUCUGUCCGUCUGUUUGUGCUCGACUGGCCAAGUAAGUCAUAGUUAUUGUAUACACAACGCAAUGUCCUAAUGUAUUAGUGCCUUAACGGCUUACAACAAUUGUUGAUGGUGUAACGGUUAUAGUGUAGUAUCUGUCUUGACUUGUUUGUCGUGAUAAUAAAC